This is a messenger RNA of Erigeron canadensis, 1785 nucleotides long. Its product is annotated as WEB family protein At1g12150-like. Bases 1 to 1785 code for a protein of 594 amino acids. The record is from RefSeq and is a predicted model, not a curated record. The transcript is spliced from 2 exons. NCBI's taxonomy places the organism in Eukaryota, Viridiplantae, Streptophyta, Magnoliopsida, Asterales, Asteraceae.
AUGGAUGAUAAAAGUGGAGAAGAGAUGUUUGGUUUUCAAAUAAAAACUCGCCAGAAUGUGGCAAGUUCUUCGGCUACAAGAACACCAAAAUCAUUAGUUUCUCCCGGCAUAUCUACUUCCCCAAGACCAGCAGCAAGUUCUCCAAAAGGUUCCCCAAAUGCAGUUUUUGGUGAAAUCGAUACAAGAGCACCUUUCCAAUCUGUUAAGGCUGCUGUUAAUUUAUUUGGAGAAGCCUCACCGAAAUCGGGAAAACCUAAAUUUAGAACUAAAACUGGCGAAGAGCGAAUGUUGGAGAAGGAGACACAACUCCAUUGGACGUUAAAGGAGCUUGACAAGUAUAAAGAACUUCUAAAAAGUGCAGAAAGUACUAAAUCACAGGCACAACGUGACCUAGAAAAGACUAAAAAGUCAUUGCAGGAGCUAACUAACAAGCUAGAGAUGAUAAGUGAAGAUAAGCAAGCUGCUAUUGAGACCGUAGAGGCUGCAAAAGCUCGAGCUCAAGAACUAGAGUUGUUAAAAACUAGCCAAAGCCAAAUAAUCAACGAUGGUUGGAAAGAAGAUGUGGACAAUGAAAGGAAUCAAUAUAAAACAUCUGCUAAUGAACUUAUAUCAAUCAAGCAAGAAUUGACUAGCCUAAAACAAGAUUUUGAUGCUGCUUUAGAAGCUAAGUUGGCUGCUUUUCAACAGGCUGCAGAUGCCCAACAUGCUGCAAAAGUCAACCACCAGAAAAUGGUUGAACUCUCAAAAGAAGUGGACAAUAUGCAGGAAACUCUUCACCGGGUGAAACUGGCUUCUGAAAAGGCUCAUGAAGAGCACAUUAAUCAUAUAGAAGAUAAAGAAGCUCGCAUAGAGACGAUUAAAAGGGUCAAGGAAGAUAUAGACUUGAAGAUUCAGUCUUUGAGAAAAGAACAUGAAGUUUCGGAACUUAGGAUUCUAGGACAGAAGCUAGAAGAGAAAAAUGAAGCCAUUAAUGUUUUAGAGGAACAGUUGCGCGAGGUACGUGUUGCAGAUAUGGAAACGUUAGAAAAUGCUAAAUUAGAAGUAGAAAAAGCCAAAAAGAGACUUGAAGAAACUAAAGAUGAAGAAGCCUCACUUGGAGGAGUGGUGGAAACACUAAAACAGGAUCUUGAGAAAGUGAAGCGGGACAUUACUUUAUUGAGGGGAGAUGACUUAAAAAGAGAGCAACAACAAAUCGAAUUAGAGAAAAUUAAACAGGAAAUUGAAGAGGCUACAAUAGAAUUAACCAAAGCAACAAAUAGUAUUGAGGAACUAGAGUUAAAGAUAAAAGAAACAAUGUCUAAAGCCGAAAAUAUGAAAAAAGAAGAAGAAGAUGUUAGCAAAGAAGCAGAAACACUUAGGAAACAAGUUGAAAACUCUAACACAGCCAAUAAAGAUGCAGAAGAUCAGCUGGAGGUUGCUCUUAGAGAGCUUGAAAAAGCGAAAGCAGCUGAGGAGCUUGCAAAUGAUCAAAUACGUAAAAAGACAAAUAAAGAUUCGGGUUCCAGGAUGGAUGAUAAAAUCAAGUUGACAUCUCAAGAAUAUGAAGCUUUGAAAAGGAAAGGCGAGGAAGCUGGAAAAGCAGCUGAUUCCAAAGUGGCAACUUCAAUGUCGCAAGUGGAAACAAUUAAGAAAAAAGAGAGACACACACUUAUGAAGCUUGAGAAGAGCAUCAAAGAAAGUAAGGAUAUAGAAGUUGCACUUGUUGAUGCUUUAAAGAUGGCUGAAAUGGCCGAAGCAACAAAGGAUGCAAUAGAGAGUGAACUUAGGAAGUGGAGAACAGAAUGA